GGCUGCAGGUCGCUUGGAGAGUGACGCACACGGCGCACACAGCGGCUGAGGACGCAGCGCUAGAACCCGUCUAUAAUCUGUCCCCACUGCUAACAGAGCGAGUCUGAUUCUCUCCUCACCUCUGACGGCCACUGUCAUCAACUUGGGGAAUACAAACACAUUUGAAGAAGUUUGAAAAGGACAGACGGCCCUCUCAGCCCCCUCCCCACACCCCAGUGAUGCUUAGCUGCUGUAUCCCAGAGGCCCACCUUGGCAGUUAGAGGAGAGGUCAUCACCAUGACAGCGUCCUCGCAGGACUCCGCCCCCUCGUCUAUGGCCGGCCUCUUCCUGCUCCUCCUCCUCCCGACUGCCGUCACGCAGAACUCUGCUGCCCUGACGACCCCGACAGCGUCGCCGUUUGACCCGCUAACCCAGCCAGAGUGCAUGAAGAAAGAACAUCCGAAGGUUUCCAUCCAAGCACUCAGUCCGUGGAUCUCCACAUUUUCCCACCCCGGCGUGAGAGACUACUCCCAGCUCACCCUUGACCUGACUAGAAAUGAGCUUAUUGUGGGUGCCAGAAACUACCUGUUCAGACUGGAUCUCAGCAACAUGUCGCUGAUACAGGCGACAGAAUGGGCACCGGACGAGGAAACCAGGAGGUCCUGUCAGAGCAAAGGCAAAACAGAGAUUGAAUGUCAGAACUACAUCAGAGUCCUGUUGGUGAACAAGACCGAGGUCAUGACCUGUGGAACCAACGCUUUCCAGCCGCUGUGUAUCACCAGAGAGGUGGGCAACAUGAGCAGCGUGUUGGAGCGGGUGAACGGCGUGGCUCGCUGCCCGUACGACCCCCGUCACAACUCCACGGCGGUGGUGACAGAGAGCGGAGAGCUGUACGCCGCCACCGUCAUCGACUUCUCGGGCCGUGACCCCGUCAUAUACCGCAGCCUGGGCGGGAUGCCCCCUCUGCGGACCGCGCAGUACAACUCGAAAUGGCUCAACGAGCCCCACUUCAUCUCAGCCUACGACAUCGGCCUCUUCACCUUCUUCUUCCUGAGGGAGAACGCGGUGGAGCACGACUGCGGCAAGACGGUCUACUCCCGCGUGGCUCGAGUCUGCAAGAACGACAUCGGCGGGCGAUUCCUCCUGGAGGACACCUGGACCACGUUCAUGAAGGCCAGGCUCAACUGCUCCCGCUCCGGAGAGAUCCCCUUCUACUACAACGAGCUGCAGAGCACCUUCUACCUGCCCGAGCAAGACCUCAUCUACGGCAUCUUCACGACCAAUGUCAACAGUAUUGCAGCAUCUGCGGUGUGUGCCUUCAACCUGAGCGCCAUCACCCAGGCUUUCAACGGGCCCUUCCGCUCGCAGGAGAACCCUCGCUCCACCUGGCUUCCCACGCCCAACCCCAUCCACAACUUCCAGUGUGGUACUAUAGACGACGAAGGCCCCAAUGAGGGUUUGACGGAGCGCAGCCUGCAGGACGCCCAGCGGCUCUACCUGAUGAACGACGUGGUCCAGCCAGAGUCUGUGGAUCCGCUGGUCAUGCAGGACGAUGUUCGCUUCUCCAACCUGGUCGUAGAUAUUGUUCAGGGCAUGGACACCCUCUACCAUGUUAUGUACAUCAGCACAGAAUAUGGCACCAUCUUAAAGGCACUGGCUACACCUAACAAGAACCUACAAGGCUGUUACCUGGAGGAGAUGGAGCUUCUCCCACCGGGGGUGCGGGAACCAGUCCUGAGCUUGCAGAUUCUGCACAGUGACAGGUCGCUCUUUGUUGGGCUGAACAACCGAGUCCUGAAGAUCCCACUGGAGAGGUGCUCCACCUACAAAACUGAGACACUGUGCUUGGAGGCGAGGGACCCCUACUGUGGCUGGGACUUCAGGCAGCGCAGAUGCACCACACUGGAGGACAGUUCCAACAUGAGUCAGUGGAAGCAGAACAUCACUGUUUGUCCGCUGCGGAACCAAACCACCAACGGUGGCUUCGGACCCUGGGCGCCAUGGCAACCCUGCAACAAUGAUGAUGUGGAUGGUGUCAGCUCCUGCUUGUGUCGCUCCAGGUCUUGUGACAGCCCUGCCCCUCGAUGUGGAGGCAAGAACUGCGAUGGCCCCACCAUCGAAGUCUCCAACUGCUCGAGAAAUGGAGGCUGGACGCCGUGGUCGUCAUGGGGACAGUGCAGCACAACCUGUGGUACAGGCUUUGAGCUGCGCCAGCGUUCCUGUAACAACCCCUCACCCCGACAUGGUGGCCGCGUGUGUGUGGGACCGAGCAGGGAUGAGAGGUUCUGCAAUGAAGGGGUGUCCUGUCCUCAGCCAAUCUUCUGGUCCCCAUGGGGCUCCUGGACCAAGUGCAGCACUGAGUGCGGGGGAGGCGUCCACUCCAGGGUCCGCACCUGUGAAAAUGGCAACAGCUGCCCGGGAUGUGCACUGGAGUACAAGGCCUGUAACCUGGAGGCGUGUCCAGAGGUAAAGAGGAACACACCUUGGACCCCCUGGAUGCCCGUCAACGUGACUCAGGGCGGAGCUCGUCAGGAGCAGAGGAUGCGGUACAUGUGCCGGGCCCACCUGUCCGACCCCCACGAGCUGCAGAUCGGACGCAGGAAGGUGGAGACGCGCUUCUGUCCCAACGAUGGUACAGCGGCCUGCGAGACAGACACCCUGGUCGAGGAGCUCCUGAAGACACCGGUGGUGAGAGUGGCCGGCACCGGCUGGUCGUCGUGGGAGACCUGGUCGACCUGCUCGCAGAGUUGUGCCAAAGGUUACCGCACCCGUCGGCGAACCUGCGGCGGACCGGAGGGGAAGAGCGCCCCCGUCGCAUGCCGUGGCUCGCCUGUGGAGUACCAGGACUGUAACGUGCAGGCAUGUCCUGUAAAGGGUGCAUGGUCCUGCUGGUCGUCCUGGUCUCAGUGCUCAGUGGGUUGUGGCGGCGGUCACUAUCAACGCACACGCUCCUGUAACAGCCCUGCACCCGCCAACGGAGGGGACAUCUGCAUAGGCCUCCACACUGAAGAGGCCCUGUGCAAUACACACACUUGUGAUGAUGGUUGUGCGGCGAGAAGGGAGCAGAUGGUGGAGACUGAGCAGCCUGUCGGUGAGCAGCAGACUGAUAGGAAAGGUGGCUGGAUGGCCUGGUCGCUGUGGUCAGCCUGUGAUGAUUCAGGCUUGCAGAUGAGGAGUCGGGUGUGUGGAGCUCAGGGCAGCACCCCCUGUGUGGGGAACGGCACUCAGCGCAGGGACUGCAAUGAAAUACCCGUCAUUCUCCCUGCAUCUGGUUUUGAUAAGGACCAGCACUGUGGAGCAUUCACCUCCAUCCACCUCAUCGCCACCGGAGUUUCCUGCUUCCUCGGGGCGGGGCUGCUGUCCUUCCUGAUCUACGUCUACUGUCAACGUGUCCAUAAGCCUUCGCAGGAGUCCGCCAUCAUUCACCCCACCACCCCGAACCACCUCAACUACAAGGGCAACACCACGCCAAAGAAUGAGAAGUAUACGCCCAUGGAGUUCAAGACGCUGAACAAGAACAACCUGCUGCCAGAUGAAAGAUCCAACUUCUACCCGACGCCGCUCCAGCAGACCAACGUCUACACGACCACCUACUACCCCACAGCGCUCGGCAAAUACGACUACCAGCCCAAUUCCUCCCCUUCGCCAUGCAGGACCUACAACCACAGCAACAACAGCUGAGACACGGCCCGCGACUGGCUCUCCAAACCCCCCUGCCACUGCCCCAAACGGACACCACCACAACACCACGGCGACGUAGCUGAACCGACAUGAACUGAAACAUUUCUCAGAGCUCGGCCCGGCUCCUCUCCUCGCUCCCGUAGUCUCCUCCGAAUGGUAGGGUUUGUGUCUUCAAGGGCGUUCCUGGAACUUUCCAUCAGGAGCUGCAGGUUUGGACGACAAGGCCCGUGUCCUGGUGCAUUCAGGGGCAACCAGCUGGGGGUGUGUUAUUGGAAGGGGCCUGACUGGACACAGCAGUGUCACGUCAAAGCCUCGUGUGGGGACCUGGUGGAGAACUCUAGCAGGAUGAGCUACAGCUUCAGACAGAUUGUUAUGACCAGAACACCUCAGCGCAGGUGCUGAGUCGAGCAUCCACAGUUCCGGAGUGAUGAACAUGAACAGAACGUUAUAAAAAUAUAUACUACAUUCCUCUGGAUCUGGGUCACCAUUUCACGCCUCUCCAUUACUAACCACGUUCUCAGCCUGCCGUGAACUUUGAGUCCCUCUGUGACAAAAGCAAUGAGAACAAAUGGUGCGUAUUGUUCAAAUGUCCAGACUGGCGCAGAGUGAGAGAACAACAACAAAAGAGUAAACUCAUUGAAGUCGAGGAUGAAGUAAAUUAGAGCUCAGCUCGGUUGUUAGGAGCGGAUGCACAUCCUCCAUUGUUAGUAUUUCAUGCGAAAGAACAGAUAAGAACUUCAGAGUCGAUUGCGUGUUUGGAAGUCACAACAUUAGCAUCAGCCUGAGGUGGAGAAAUACUCUCUGAAUCUGCUUAUGAUUCACACACAUUUUGUGGAUAAGGGCAUUCGCUCCUAAGGCCGGAGCGAGGGGGAUUGUGGGAAGCGGUCUGAACUGUACAUAAAGCUUUGGGAAUGCCUCGGGUGCCUGUAUGCAAUAGAGGGCAAGGGCGAGAUUUGUUUUCUUUCCAUUUCUUCUGUUUGACUUCUUUUUCCACGAACAAUAAAGACUUCUGAAAGGGAA
Chelmon rostratus (copperband butterflyfish) is the source of this 4680-nucleotide messenger RNA. It is a transcript of the gene sema5ba, whose product is annotated as sema domain, seven thrombospondin repeats (type 1 and type 1-like), transmembrane domain (TM) and short cytoplasmic domain, (semaphorin) 5Ba. Gene Ontology annotation, molecular function: semaphorin receptor binding; chemorepellent activity. The transcript is spliced from 24 exons. Gene Ontology annotation, biological process: negative regulation of axon extension involved in axon guidance; positive regulation of cell migration; axon extension. Lineage: Eukaryota; Metazoa; Chordata; Actinopteri; Chaetodontiformes; Chaetodontidae. The coding region runs from base 277 to 3660 and encodes 1127 amino acids. The record is from RefSeq and is a predicted model, not a curated record.